UCCUCUGUCAUCUGUGUCUCCUCUGUCAUCUGUGUCUCCUCUGUCUCCUCUGUCAUCUGUGUCUCCUCGGUCUCCUCUGUCAUCUGUGUCUCCUCUGUCUCCUCUGUCAUCUGUGUCUCCUCGGUCUCCUCUGUCAUCUGUGUCUCCUCGGUCUCCUCUGGGCGGACUGACCAUUUGGAAACUCGGGCACUGCCCGAGGGCCCGGGGUCAGUAGAGGGCCCCAUGAGAUGCCCCUGGUACCUUUUUCAUAGGCUUUUUUGAGUUUGGGUAAGGACACAGGGGCCCCAUGAUCCCCUAUUGCCCGGGGGCCCCAUGA
Molecule: messenger RNA, 316 nt
Organism: Staurois parvus
Lineage: Eukaryota; Metazoa; Chordata; Amphibia; Anura; Ranidae
Source: the annotation of a GenBank genome assembly